Puntigrus tetrazona (Sumatra barb) is the source of this 2714-nucleotide messenger RNA. Its product is annotated as sterol 26-hydroxylase, mitochondrial. Gene Ontology annotation, molecular function: heme binding; iron ion binding; oxidoreductase activity, acting on paired donors, with incorporation or reduction of molecular oxygen. The coding region runs from base 46 to 1650 and encodes 534 amino acids. Gene Ontology annotation, cellular component: mitochondrial inner membrane. Gene Ontology annotation, biological process: glucocorticoid biosynthetic process; C21-steroid hormone biosynthetic process; cholesterol metabolic process. NCBI's taxonomy places the organism in Eukaryota, Metazoa, Chordata, Actinopteri, Cypriniformes, Cyprinidae. The record is from RefSeq and is a predicted model, not a curated record. The transcript has 9 exons.
AAAUCCCGCCCAGGGUUUGACACAGAAAACAUCUCGGUCGUCUAGAUGUUCAGAUUUCCACUAGGACUCGCGCGAGUCACCAUGUUGUCUUCAGCUCUUGUAAAAGCUGAUCGUCUCGCGGCUCACGUCGGCAAAAAAUACGCGCCAUUUUCUGAAUUCGUAGCGCGAGCCCUGAAGUCUCAAGCGGGCGAUGUGGAUUUUCACAGUGCAGCAUCGAUUUCUGGAAAAUACAAAACCAUAGAUGAUCUCCCGGGACCCAGCCUGGCCACAACUGCGUACUGGCUCUUCGUUAAAGGAUACGCGGAUAAAAGUCAUGCAAUGCAGGUGGAGCAUAAGCGGCUGUAUGGUCCGAUCUGGCGGUCACGCUUUGGGCCGUUUGAUGUGGUGAAUGUGGCGACGGCUGAACUGCUUGCACAGGUGAUCCGACAGGAGGGCCAGUACCCGGUGCGGACCGACCUGCCUCACUGGAAAGAAUACAGAGACAUGAGAGGACAGGCCUAUGGCAUUCACGUAGACACAGGCCCAGAGUGGUAUCGCAUCCGCAGUGCUCUGAACCCUAAGAUGCUUAAACUGAAGGAGGUAGCAGCAUAUGCACCCAUCAUUCACGAGGUUGUGUCUGAUCUCCUACAGCGUCUGGAACUCCUGCGUCUGCGCAGCCCGGACCAGGUCACCGUCAAGGACCUCGCCUCUGAGCUCUACAAAUUUGGCUUCGAGGGAAUCUCCUCGAUCCUGUUUGAAACUCGGUUAGGCUGUUUACAGGAGGAAAUUCCCACAGACACUCUACGGUUCAUAUCUGCUGUUAAUGAUAUGCUGGCGCUGUCAGAGACGGUUCUUUUUUUCCCCCGCUGGACCCGUCACAUCUUCCCAUUCUGGAAACGGUUUGUCCAGGCGUGGGAUGAUCUGUAUGACGUAGCCCGGGGUCUGAUUGAUAAGAAGGUGAAGGAGAUUCAUGAUCGGAUUGAGCGUGGAGAGGAGGUGGAAGGCAUGUAUCUCACCUACCUGCUUUCCAGCAAUAAACUCAGCAUAGGAGAAGUGUACAUCAGCCUGACUGAACUCUUGCUGGGAGGGGUGGAUACGACGUCUAACACAUUAUCAUGGACCUUGUACCACCUUGCACGAGAUGCAGAAAUACAGAACCGCCUGUAUAAUGAGAUCGCGUCUGUGUGUCCGAAUAAAGAGCUGCCGACCACAGAACACCUGACGAGGAUGCCCUACAUGAAGGCUGUCAUCAAAGAAACUCUCAGGAUGUAUCCUGUUGUCCCUGGUAAUGGACGCCUGACUGUGGAUUCAGAAGUAAUUGUGGAUAAUUACUGGUUCCCUAAGAAGACACAGUUCCAUCUGUGUCACUACGCUGCCAGUCACGAUGAGAGUCAUUUCCCUGAACCCGAGCGUUUUGUUCCGGACCGCUGGUUGAGAAGCAGCCCGUCUCGAUCUCAGCAUCACCCCUACAGUUCUGUCCCGUUUGGGGUUGGCGUUCGGGCCUGUGUGGGAAAGAGGGUCGCAGAGCUGGAGAUGUACUUUGCCCUAAGUAGACUGAUGCAACAUUAUGAGGUGAGAACGGAGGAGGGCGCCCCCUCGAUACAACCCAAAACCAGAACCCUGCUCAUUCCCUCUAAACCUAUUGACCUGCAGUUUGUCCCUCGGACUUAAUACCAGCCAGCUCCAAUCAAUCUUUUAACCAAAAUCACUACUUCAAAUCAUCUUACUUUAAAUGUCCAAAAGCUUGCCUCAAAUGUCUCUGUGAAGAAAUGAUCAAAAACAACAGCUUAAAUACUAUUUACAGCUGAGGUGUUGCAUUAUUAAAGCAUUUGCAAACAGUCAAAAAAAAAACCCCAACGGAGAGCUAUGAGCACCGGCUCUCUUGCAGAAUCACUAUUGCUUUUUUCGACAGUGACAAGAAAGCAGGAAAGAAACGGAAGAAAACACAGACCUUCUGUUCACAUGCUAGUGGCAGUGACUGCACAAAUAUCACCAUCAAUAAAACCUGCUACGUGCCGUAGCCAAGCGUCAGAUCAAGCAGAAAGAAUCUUCUUUAAAAUGUUUUUUGACUAUUAUUUUUUUAUUACGAUGCUAUCCUUGCUGUUUUUAAUAUAUUAAUCUAAUAUCGAUGUUAUGGCAUUUUUUUUCUACCUUUAAUCAAAAGAUAUUUUUGGGGAAUCUACACUUGCUUUGGUAUUCGUUUUGAGCCCGGGCACAAGUCAAUGAAUUAACUAGAAAUGCAAAGAACUAGAAAUGGUAGUUUACGUAAAUGAACCUGUUGCCAAAUCACCCGCAUGUUGACCCACACACAAGCUUAUUGCAUUUCAGCGUUUCGUAAUUUAUGUUUGCUUACCUUUAUGUACUGAAAUUGAAAUGAAUAAAAAAUACUAUACACGUAUUAAAAUAAUGAUAGCAAUAAUAACAAAAAAACUAACCAAAAAAUAAGAAAACAUGAAAAAUGAAAGCUAAUUUAAAUGAAUGACUGUAAUAUUAGGCUCUCCAUAUACUAACAUAAUGGUGCAUCGCAGUGCAAUAAUAUUACAAAGACAUUUACUACAGCUGUAAUAGUUAAGAGCAUGCUCUUCUGUGUUGCUCAAGAGCUUUUCAAGCGACUUGGACGAGCCGCAAAACUCUUGAGCAACAGAAUCGACCGUGUGAUUCAUGUCACGUAUUAUCUACCUGUAUUACUUUACAAAAUGAACAAGAAGGAAAUAAAAAGCCAAAGCCAUUGCUCA